CACUUCUUCUUCUGAUAAAUCAUCCAAGCGCAACAGCAACAAGCGACCUCCGACGCGCAGGCUCGUGCGCCACCUUCUCCGUGCUCGUGUUGAGGCUACUCGUCAACUCGCUGCAUUCCUCCGAAAGGUCGACAAGGAAGGUGUCAGGGUUGCAGCUAGCGGUUUCCUUGUCGACGUCUACGGUGGCGGACAUGAUAGCCUAUUCACCGAUCCUCCGUAUGGUGCAGCUGUUGUAGGAGAUGAGACGGCUGAACUCUAUCCUUCGGGUUGGCGCCAUGGUCGUGAAGUUAUUCGGUAUCUCAGGGACAAGGGUGCGAUGGUGAACAAGAUUAUGGCUGCAGAGGGAGGCGACUUUGUGGAGGAUGAAUGGGCUGCGCUUAGCAGUGAUGGAGAGCUGUCUUCGCCUGAAGGGUUGAAGCAGCCCAAGGAAGAGCAAGAACUCGAGUGGGUGGUCCCUGGCCGCAAGUGA
Messenger RNA from Acaulospora colombiana, 469 nucleotides. The record is from the annotation of a GenBank genome assembly. NCBI's taxonomy places the organism in Eukaryota, Fungi, Glomeromycota, Glomeromycetes, Diversisporales, Acaulosporaceae.